ACUGCAUUCCUCCGCUUCCACUCAGAUCGACUGGCUGGAGGCCGAACAUCCUGACUGCUCCAAAGGGCUUUACAUCAGCAAACUUGUUGUCACCAUGGCAACAAAGCCAGUGGCCUGGCAGGAACAGGGUACUGUCAGCUCACAAGACAAGUGGGUCAAGGAGUUCUGGGUGCAAGGUGAAGUGGGCGCAACCAUUAACCACAACUCCCCUGUGCAAGACAGAAAGGCUCCCAGGGCAGAACCUGAAGAGGACAUAGACGUCCUGGAGCUCGGAGCUCGAGACCGAACACUGCAAGAGAACCAACUGCCCUCAAGAACCGAAACAUCUGAUGCAACCAAAUCGGAAAAUCAGGAAUCUGCAAGAAUUAGUCCGUGUAUCCCCAGAACGACACAAGAGAUGGUAAAAGAAUUGGUUGCCCAGCUAUCCCAGGAGGAGCCAGUUGAUCCACGUGAGGAGGCUUUCCCACCUCCUCCCCUCAGUGCUUCAUCAACCGAGGAAUGCUUUGAGAAAGAGAGCCUUUCCUGCCGAGAGGGGGAGGUGGCUGAGAUCAUGUCGGACCCAACAGAGGACCUUACGUCUCCUGAUAGCCACAAUAGUCAAGAAUGGCCGCCUCUUCUCUCUGAGCCAGUUAAUAGAGAAGUAGAUGCAUCAUCGGAGGAGAUGAAAACAGAGGAGAACGGCACACAGCGGAACUUCUCACCGGAUGGUUUUGACGACAGUGAACCUGAAAAUAAUACAUCAGCGGCUGCAGCUGUCGGAUCAAAUUCAACUGCUCAUCAUUCUCCCUUUGACGGAAACAACCCAGAUGAUGUGUUCACUGUGUGCUCUCCUCCUUUUGCUGAUGAAAGCGAGGAAGAAGAGGAAGUGAGCAUGCAUAUUAAGUCUUGUCAACAUCAAUGGACUACACUAGAUAUCAGAGGCAAGCAUUCCCACCCUUCACAUUCUGCCAAUAUCUCAGUUUCAACUAAACAAGACCCAACGUCAACCCUGCCUGCAUUGUUCUCAGCCAAACAGCAGGAGGAGCUGUUGCCCCAGAGCCAAAGUGAGCUCGCCCCCAGGGGAGCAACCCAGGAAGCGGCACAACAGGUGCUCGGCCAGAGCUCUUCACCUUUGUCGACCGUUGCCAUGGAGCCGUCCAAUCGGGGCGGGGCAGGCUCUGGUUGUGCUGUAGCUGCGAGAGAAAGGCACAGCAGGGUGGGGGACAGUAGGGAGGGAGGAAGCGAGCAAACAGGUGGAGAGGGAGAGCAGAAAGGGAGUGGACUUGAAAGGAACAAGGCGGUUGAGCAGCAACACGGCGGAGGACUGUUAAAAUAUUCAAAAACCGUCCAAACGCAAAAGGUGAAGACGGCAGAACAGAGUUUAGUGUUUUCUCAACACACCAGGAUGGAGAGUGACUCGUGUGAUGAUAGCCAGAGCGACAGUGGAGUUUCAGCGGAUUUCUCCCCAUGCAGCACUUUGGAUAGCACCACCACCAUCUCUACGGGCUUUUCAGCUGCUGUGCCCAAAGAGACUCCCAUUGAGAGGGAGAUCCGACGGGCUGUAGAGCGGGAACACAGCCUGAGAAGAUCCAGAGGGCUUCCAAAUCCACCUACUUCGCCAGAGUACGUAGAGAUCCCUUUAAGGAAAACUGUUCUCUGCCAGUCAGUAAAUGAUAAUUCUGAGAGGAGUCAAGGCAAAGACAGGCAGUUUGCAGGCAAAAAGAUGCAGCACGAUAUCCACGAGGAGGCCCGGAGGGAACAGGAUCUGGUCCAGCUCGGGAAAAUUCCAGGUUUCUAUGACAAAGGCACUGUACGCGAAGUCAAAGAGAGGAAACAGCUUUUUGAGGCCUUUCAGAAACCAAGUGACUCAACUUUGACUCUGUCAGCCCGGAGUAAGGCCACGUCCUGGUCCUCCGCCAGUGACAUUUCCACCCUGGAGAACCAGGACGACGUCUCAUCGCAGGCAUCCACCAUAGGAGGCUCAUAUGCGGACAGGAUUCCCACACAGAGCCCAAGCUUAACCAACGGAGGGGGGGCCUCUGUCCGGACUCCAAGAGGACCGGGUUUCUCUGAGGGGACGGCCUGUCAGGUCAUCAUCCUAGAGAACAAUCUGAGUGUUCCAGCACAGAGGCUCUGCAACGCCAGAAAUGAGGCAAAGCCCGUCACCGUGGUCGACUCUGGACUUCCUAACAUCUCAUCAUCCAGGACGGGAGGAUAUAGUGGGAUUAAAGUGCCAGAGGAGGAGGAAGACGAGGAGGCACCCAAGGAGAACCCCUUUUUCAAGCUGCGCUCCUCGACAAAUUUAAUUAAAGUGGAGAAGGACAUCCGGGAGGCUCAAGAGAGGGAACAGGAGCUUCACAAGCAGAGGGUCAGUCUGUAUGGGGGCACAGGAGGGCGGGUAGGAGGAGGAGGGGGGCCCGUCAGCACGGAGGGAAAGAGAACCACCUUGUCUUCUUCUUCAUCACUGAAUGGUCAGGCUGUUCCUGACUUACCUGGUUCGUCAUCCAGAGGGGGAACUAGACCCACAGCAGCGCGCCAGUCAGUUGGCAAGUUGGGCAUGUGGCCCCCGGCCCAGGCUGAAGAGGAGAGGAUUGACCGGCCAGAGGUCCUCCAGAGUCCCCGGACCCCGAGACAGAAGACCCCUCUGGUGCAACGCUGGGAGUCAGGCCUAGUCAACGGACACAACAUGGAAGACGACUGAGGAGACGUUAAUGGAACAAAAAAACUGAAGUAGGGAGGAAGGUGUACAAGAGACUUGUAGUUUAUUUUUAAGUGGAGGGCUGAAAGACUGAGAUAAAAGAAAAACAAAGGAGAGCAGAGGAAGGAAAGUGGGAGCAUACUAGAGGAGGAAAGGGAGAAUGUGAAGCGAGAAAGAGGUCAGGGAUUGAGGCUACAAAGGGGGUCAGGAGGAUUGGGAGCAAGGAAAAGGAUUGGUGGUGGACCGAAAACCCUGAAGAGUCCUUUAUCAAGGAGGAGGAGGAGGGUCACCUAUUAGUGGAUAAUCCCUUGUCUUGUUUCUGGUGCUGGAAAACUCUGAGACUAAUGAAUGUAAAAAGGCAAAGAAAUAAUACCACUGCACUGGAGAAAAGAAAAAUGUAAAUUUACUAAGAAUGCAAUUUUCCCACUUUAAUGAAGUUCUUUACCAUUGGAUGUUUUGGAAUAAUAAUUAGUUAUUUGUUGAUGAAAAUAGCUAGAGUGAAACAUUUUUCCAGCUAGAAAAACAAUGCGUCCCUGAUUUAAUCUCUUCAGUGAUGUCUGACACCGAGUCGCUUGUUUAUUACACCUGUUCAAUCUAAUGAAGUCCCAUAUAACAGUUAGCCAUGCAAUAAAUCCCACCUUUGUGUAUCUCAGUCUAUUAUUGACAGUGUGUCAGAGAGCUGUGGAUUCAACUGUAUGUCAGCGGUGGGUUUGUAUUUGACUGCAUAAUAAUGAAACUGCAUUUGCAUAUAUGAAGAGACAUAACGAACAUAACGAGUCCAGAGCAACAGCAACACUCACUAAAAAAUGACCUGCUUCACAAAGAUAAUUAGCCUCAGCGCUAUUGUGUUCCUUAAAAUCUGGAAACUCAGUGCAUGUAGGCCAGUGAUCUGAAUUAUUGCAGCAUUCAUAAUCCAUGAAUGGCUCCUUGUUUAGUUUUUUUUCCAACAUCCCCACUGAAAACUGGAUUAUGUUGCAUUAAAGCACCUUCUUGAUGACGGAUUUCAGAGCCGAAUGAUGCCACAUAAAGCACACUUAAUACUCAAAUAAUAGCUGCUCUGUUGUUUAGA
This is a messenger RNA of Anoplopoma fimbria (sablefish), 3746 nucleotides long. RefSeq names its product MISP family member 3 (gene misp3). The transcript is spliced from 3 exons. Bases 95 to 2680 code for a protein of 861 amino acids. The record is from RefSeq and is a predicted model, not a curated record. NCBI's taxonomy places the organism in Eukaryota, Metazoa, Chordata, Actinopteri, Perciformes, Anoplopomatidae.